Protopolystoma xenopodis is the source of this 684-nucleotide messenger RNA. The record is from the annotation of a GenBank genome assembly. NCBI's taxonomy places the organism in Eukaryota, Metazoa, Platyhelminthes, Monogenea, Polystomatidea, Polystomatidae.
AUGCAUUGUUGCCCGACAGACCGACCGACCGACAGACCGGGCGGUCUGGAGCCGGAUCUGACGGUUUACCUCUCGACGAAGUGGUCACUGGCCGGUGCAUCGGACCAUUGUUUCGUCAAAUUCAUCUGUCUCUCCACACGCAAGGUUACACCCGAGUUCUGUUAUAGUACAGAAUUUGGAUUCGACACAGAACAGAGAAUCGGACAAAACAGAACUUUCGACAUCUUGUGGCCUCUUGCUUCCAAACGGCGAGUCUGUAUGACUGAAAAAUGUGCUUAUCGCUUUAAGAAUUGUGAAGAGGCUCCUUCGCGACGAACAGGACUACUCCCCGGACUAGGUCAAGAGGAGUUCUUCUUCCCUUCUGUCUAUUAUGCUGCUCUCUUGGCAACGGAUUACUUCCUCAUGUCGGAAAGUAGGGUGCCGUCUCGAGGAUACAGUUCCACCAAAGACAGAGUCUUACAAACAGUUCGCAAGGAUACAACUACUGUCCAACGACUACUUGCAAAUAGGGAAGUAGUUCUUGCAUCGCAAGAGUGGAAGGCAUCUUCCGCCUCAUCCGGCCAUCACCUGCCCCCAAAACGGGAGUCGAACUCAACGCCCAUGCGACACAACUGCAAGCAAUCCGAAAUGCUCGCCUCGUCGAAUAGGCUGCCUCCUGGUUGCCUAGCAACCGUAGGGUUCUGA